AAAAAAAGAAGGAGUAGCGCUCACUCGCGGUGAAACCCCAAAGGUCAUCUCAUCUCAGCACCUUGUCAACGACAAUACGGAGUUGUUCUGUAACUAUUUAAUAACGCAAUGGACAGUUUUGAUAAUCUCAGUGCGUCGGAUAAAGCAGAGGCGACGGAGCUUCAGCGUAUGAUCGCGAUAGAGCAACAGAAAGCGCAGUUCCAGGCCCAGGUGCACACUUUCACUGACGUCUGCUGGGACAAGUGUGUGGACAGUCCGGGCUCGAAGCUGGACUACCGGACAGAGACGUGCCUGGUGAGCUGUGUGGAGCGAUUCAUCGACACCACCCUGACCAUCACCAACCGCUUCACGCAGAUGGUGCAGAAGGGUGCUCAUUAAUAAUGGACUAUAUAGAUGUUAACCGGACUGUGUAAUGACAUUGAUGCAAUGUUUGUAUUCCCAACAUGGUGAUGGAAGAUUAUGUGUGGAGAACAUGUUUUUAUUUAUUUUUUUACUGUUCAUGCUUUCGACGGGUGGUGCUUGAGCGGUCCAAAAUUAGUUAAAAUGGGAAAACUGCAUGCUUGUAGAUGCAAAUGGCAGCAAGACGUACCUGUUUGAGUUAAGGAGUCAUGUAGUGUGACGUUAGUAAAGUAACACCGUGUGCUCAUGUUCACCAUCCUGUCUGUGAUCCUUCAUGUACUAAACAAAAUGUGGAAUACUGUUGAACAGAGCGCCCACUCACGACUGUUUGAACGACAGAUCUGGGUUCAGUGACGAGUUUGGAUUUGUCACUUCUGUGUCGUUCCAUCAUCCUCAAUCAUUGGGUGGAGGAAGGAUAGAAAGGUGAACUGAUUAGAAUUUUUAGAAAAAGACAACCACAGCUACAUUGGUGAAUAAUAUAUUGUUUUCAAAUGAUGGUUAAAUAAAUGGCUUAACCACA
Molecule: messenger RNA, 919 nt
Organism: Perca fluviatilis (European perch)
Lineage: Eukaryota; Metazoa; Chordata; Actinopteri; Perciformes; Percidae
Gene: timm8b
Product: translocase of inner mitochondrial membrane 8 homolog B (yeast)
Exons: 2
Coding region: 109-378 (89 amino acids)
Source: RefSeq, a predicted model, not a curated record